AUGAGCCACCAUCAUCUUGAGGAACUGUGCAGCGGAAUAGGAGAUGAGAUUUCGAUUUAUAUCCGCUGGAAUGAUGCUCGCCUUAUUGUUUACCUGAACCGCUCUCAGACAAGCACGGAUGUCACUUCAAUUGAGAACACUUUCCUCGAUAGAUACUAUGAGGCUUGUAAUAACGACGACAUCGAGGAAGCUGAGGCUCUCUCCGAUGAAAUUCUCGAUGCUGUCGUCGAGGCUGGAAGAGAUACUUUCGACCAUCUGGCCCCUCCACCUGCCCCUGGAGAUACAUUGUCGCAAGACCUUCACACUCUAUUGUUUCCCAAGGAGUACUCCUUUUCAUUUCAAGACUUAAAUGGAAAGGCAGAAGUGGUACGGAAAGAUAGUGGCGCCAGACAAGACUCUAUCCUCCUUGGUCAAUCUGGCCAGCCAUUCCACCUCAAAAUCGACAAAGAUUGCAACCUACCAGUUCACUCUACGAAAGAAAUACAUGUCGUCGAAAACCUUCUCAACGCAGGUUAUAUCGCCCGCGUGCAAGUCGAAGGCAAAGAGAUGUGUUCAAAGGCUGGAGAUAGCAAGGGCGAGGAUGCCGCACAACGAGAGCUUGAGUGUCUCUGGAAAAUUACGAAAUCGCCCCACGCAGCUGCCAUUCAGGUUCCCAAGCUCCUUGGUCUGAUCACAACACCCGAAAAUGGUAAGACUAUUGGGUUUUUGGAGGAGUAUAUCCCAGUCUCUGAGACUUGGGAACUAUCAACACUUGGAAGCAUUGAUGAUGUCUCUGAGAUUGAUGAGAGCCGUCGAAAGAAGUGGGUAUCUCAGGUUCGGGGCACUGUCGAUCUCCUACAUAAGACCGGGAUUACAUGGGGCGAUGGCAAAGCAUCUAAUGUAUUGAUUCAUCGCGAAACGGACGAUGCGUGGGUCAUUGACUUCGGGGGCGGAUGGACGGAAGGCUGGGUAGACGAAGAGUUAAGCGGAACGGUGAAGGGAGACGAGGUCGCUAUCAAAAAGAUCAUGGAAUACCUGCAAAUUUCGUAG
Molecule: messenger RNA, 1029 nt
Organism: Fusarium proliferatum ET1
Lineage: Eukaryota; Fungi; Ascomycota; Sordariomycetes; Hypocreales; Nectriaceae
Exons: 1
Coding region: 1-1029 (342 amino acids)
Biological process (GO): protein phosphorylation
Molecular function (GO): protein kinase activity; ATP binding
Source: RefSeq, a predicted model, not a curated record